UCCUCCAAUUCGCCGAAGCCGAGUGAACAUUGGCUUGUUUUACCUCCCGGAUUUGUGCUUCUCUUUUCCCGAGCUGAGGUUGCCAAGUGUAAUGCAUGCUCAAGGAGGCAAGCAGGUAUCUGUCGUUCAAAACGUUACCGCCUGCAGCCCUGGCUCCUUUUAGCAGGACUUGAUGCGAGGCGAGCUACUUGGGCUUUGGGAUGGCCAAUCCGCUACUGACAGUUAUCUAGUUCAUUCAAGCCUGGCUUGAUUUAGCAGACUUGGUACGCAUGCGCCGCACUGUGGAGCCUACGCCAAUGCAGCUCGCGGAGGAACUGUAAAGAUGGCAAAAGAACGAGCGACCUUUUUCAACACUUCGGAGCUAGAGCUGUUAAUGCAGUGCUAUGAUGACGAAAAAGAUACAAUAUCCGCCAAAAGCAACACUGCGGCCUCUGCUAAAGCGCGACGUGAAGCCUGGCAAAGAAUCGCGGAUAGAAUUAAUGCCUGCAAUCCGAGGGGGGUGAAAAGAAGUUGGCAACAAGUGAAGACAAAAUACAAGAACAUCGUCCAAAGCGCUAACAGGAAGAUGGAGCACUGGGAGACGGGAGGAGGCUCUGACCCUCCACGAUUAACACUGGCAGAGGAGCUGGCGCUUCACCAUAAUUGUGCCAGGCAGAUGAUGGAUGGCAAACCUGAGGGCAGCUCCUCUGAGCAGGUUCGCCCAACUGGUAGAAGUCCUUGUGUUAAAGCCCCUGCAUGCCCUGCCUCCCCUGUGGACCCUCCUGCCCCAAUCCAGGCGCUGGACAAACAGGUUGUUCAUAGGGAAACACGGCCAAAUGAAGCAGGAGAGAGAGGCAUGAAAGAAACCUACAAACGGUAUUUGGAAGAAGAAAUGGAAUAUCGUAAGGUGAAGAGGAGACUGCUCGAAAAGCAGAUGAUAAAGUUAGAUCUGGAAAUACAACUGCUAGAAAAACAGCUGCUAGACAAAUCCUCAUGAUUGGAAUAAAGACUCGUUCCACUUUUUGCCUGAUUUGUGAGAUUGAUUUGGGGUGAAGGUUAGAUUAGUUCAUCUGCCUUGAGUAUAUAGUGGUGGACAACCCUAGGGCGAUAAUGGUAGUAGGUUGCAAAGGAUCAAGGAUGAAUGGUAGGAUGCAUCAGUGAGCCCUUGUGUGUCUUGGAGGGAGAUCAACUUCUGAGGUAUGUAGCAUUAUUAUUUAAAAGCCAAAUUAAAAUAUUUUAUGCCAAUAGCUUGAUUAAUUUACAAGUGGACACUAGCAUAUUUGGGCACUUGCCCUUAAAGGCUGGGACACAUGUCACAAUUGUGUUAAUUUUAUCCUCUAAAAGUAAACUGAUAACUACACUGUCAGCCAUCAAUGUAUCAGUAGUGCUUUAAUCUGUAUUGUCUUCAGUACUUGGUGUGCAGUAAUGUUUCUUCAGCCUGGUAAUCAACCUGCUCAAGAAGCAUCCAGGCAUCGAGUAUCUUCAACCUGUCAAGGAACCGUGGUUAGAGCUGCUGGCUUGGUCAACAACAUACUUCUGCAACUCUGUGCGUAAGACCUCCGUAGUUAGAGAUUCUCUCCUUUUAGUGUCUGCAAAGAGGCAACAUUGCUUUGAAUGGCUAAUGCAAGCUUGGCCAGGAGGAGGUGAUCAGUAAUGGAUGGUGAUGCUCAUACACCACCAAAUGAAAAAUCUUGAUUGGAAGUUUUUUCCUGCUCAUUUGAAAACCACCUUAAUCUUUCAAAGAACAAGACAUGUUGGUUCUCCAAUGCCUGCGUAAGGGG
This is a messenger RNA of Erpetoichthys calabaricus (reedfish), 1760 nucleotides long. RefSeq lists its product as uncharacterized. NCBI's taxonomy places the organism in Eukaryota, Metazoa, Chordata, Cladistia, Polypteriformes, Polypteridae. The transcript has 6 exons. Bases 323 to 976 code for a protein of 217 amino acids. Gene Ontology annotation, cellular component: nucleus. The record is from RefSeq and is a predicted model, not a curated record.